AUGAACAAGCUUGGUUUCAUCGGAAUCAUGAGAUUUACAAUUAUUCUCACCCUUCUCACCUUCUUUGCAUUUUCUUUCUCGCAUGGAUCCAGUACCACCACUAAUAAGCACUACAUAGUAUACAUGGGAGAGCACUCGUACCCGGAUUCAGAUUCUGUGAUUAGAGCCAACCACGAGAUGCUUUCUUCAGUGAUUGGCAGUAUUGACGGAGCACAACAGGCAGUAAUUCACCAUUAUACCAAGAGCUUCAGGGGUUUUUCUGCCAUGCUCACGCCAGAACAAUUAAAGAAACUUUCUGAGAUUGAAUCAGUUGUUUCCAUUUUCGAGAGCCGGACAUAUCAUCUUCAGACCACGCAUUCUUGGGAAUUCUUGGGAGUCGAUUCUAUUUACCAAUACAACCAAUUGCCCAUUGACGUGAAGUCGGAUAUUAUCAUUGGUGUCAUUGACACUGGAAUUUGGCCUGAAUCAGAGAGCUUCAAUGAUAGAGGCUUAGGGCCUGUUCCCAAGAGAUUUAUGGGAAAAUGUGUCACUGGUGAUCAUUUUACAUUGGCAAACUGUAACAGUAAAGUUGUAGGUGCUCGGUAUUACUUGAAAGGACUUGAGGCAGAAUAUGGGCCUCUUGAAUCUUUAAAUUCUACUUUCUUCCGGUCAGCUCGUGGCACCCACACCGCAUCCAUAGUGGCUGGAUCCAUGGUGAGAAAUGCCAGCUUGUAUGGAAUUGCCGGAGGUGUUGCGAGGGGAGGUGCGCCUAGCGCUAGGCUUGCCGUCUACAAAGUUUGCUGGGGGACCUUGGGGCUAUGUUCCGACGCUGACGUCCUUUCAGCCUUUGAUGAUUCCAUCAAUGAUGGCGUUGAUAUAAUCUCUAUCUCACUUGGCGGGAUACCUUUCGUUAGCUACUUUGAUGAUGCCAACUCCAUUGGAGCUUUCCAUGCAUUCAGGAAAGGAAUUUUGGUCUCAGCCGCAGCUGGAAAUUUUUUCUUCCCUGGAACAGUGGGAAAUGCCGCGCCUUGGAUUCUCACUGUCGCUGCGAGCUCUGUGGAUCGAGAAUUCAUCUCCGAUGUUCAUCUUGGUAACUCAAAAAUUCUCAAGAGUUACUCGUUAAACCCAUUUAAGAUGGAUGGGUUUUAUGGUGUGAUAAACGCGAGUGAUGCAGCUGCUCCCGGUGUUCCUUCUACCAAUGCUAGCUUCUGUGAGGAGGAGAGUCUUGACCACACGUUGAUUAAGGGAAAGAUAGUGGUGUGCGUGCGUAAUAGUACAAGAACAGAUAUAUCAGGGGAAACCAUACGACGGGGCGGUGGUGUCGGGAUGAUACUCGUCGAUUCAUUUCCCAAGGAAAUACUCAGACAGUUCGAAAUCCCAAGCAUUCAAAUUAAUGUUAAACAAUCACAAUUACUUCAAUCAUAUCUGGCUACGGAUAGGAAACCAAUUGCCAAAAUCUCUCCCACAAGAACGGUUCUGAAAACAAGACCUGCACCAGUGGUGGCUCCAUUUUCUUCAAAGGGCCCAAAUUUACUUGCACCUAGCAUAAUAAAACCCGAUAUUGCAGCACCAGGGGUCAAUAUAUUGGCAGCGUUGUCUCCCGUAGCAACUGCUCUAACGGCUGGACGAUCUGUUGAUUACAAUAUAAUCUCAGGCACCUCCAUGGCCUGCCCACAUGUCUCAGCCAUUGCUGCUAUCAUCAAAUCUGUCCACCCUUCGUGGAGUCCAGCAGCCAUACAAUCUGCAAUCAUGACAACAGCUACACUACAUGACAAUACUCAAAAACCCAUAAUCAGUAGCCUACAGGAAUCUGUGUCGACACCUUUCGAUUAUGGAUCUGGGCAUGUAAAUCCAAUUGCAGCAUUGGAUCCUGGGCUGGUUUACGAUUUUGAUUCCAAUGAUAUUAUUGAUUUUCUUUGUAGUCUCAACUAUGCAGCUACAGAAAUGCUGGGACUCACAGGGAAGAUAGUUUUUUGUAAAAACCCACCAAUUCCCUCUUACAAUCUCAAUUAUCCCUCAAUUGGUGUGGCAACAUUCAUGAAUGGAAGCAUCUCCGUUAAUCGAACAGUCACUUACUACGGUGAAGGUCCAACAGUUUAUGUUGCCUCUGUGAAGCAGCCAAGAGGCGUGAAUGUUGUGAUCCGUCCUAAUAAACUUAAAUUUAGUAAAGCUGGUAAGAAGAAGUCUUUCGUGGUAGAUUUCAAACCCAACAAGGAUACUAAUGGCAGCUUUGUGUUUGGGGAAUUGAUGUGGAGCAACAAUGUCCAUUGGGUUAGGAGUCCCAUUGGGCUUUUUUUGUUCUCAGAGUACUACUUUCCUGGAACAGCAUCGAAUGUAGCUCCUUGGAUUCUCACAGUAGUUGCUGCCAGCACUGUGGGUCGAGAAUUCAGUAAAGUGGCCACUCUCGGGAAUUCAUCAGAAAUCACCAAAGGUUACUCGUUGAACCCACUGAAGAUGGACGUACGGAUUUCAUGGCGUACACGUAAUAGCUGGGAAUGCUGCAGCUGCUCCUGGUCUGGUGUUCCAGCAAAGAAUGCAAGGUGGGAUGUAAUGGUGCAACAACUAAACAACUCAUGGUGCUCACAGGGAAGAAUAUCACUUGCAAAGUACCAUCGAUUCCCUCCUACAAUCUCAACUAGUCCAUCGAUUGGUGUAGCAAAUAUAAAUGGAAGCGUCUCAAUUACUCGAACAGUGACUUACUAUGGUCCAACAGUUUAUUUUGCCCAUAUACAGAAGCCAAGAGGUGUGGGAGUUGUUGUUAGACCUCAAGCACUCACCUUUGGUUAUGUUGGUGAAAGCAAGAUCAGCACUUCUACUAGUAUUAGCUUCCCUUUCUUUCUCUUGUUUGAUGAUUCUACCCCUUCAAUUGAAAUAAUGAGAGUUGCCAUAGUUAUCCUUCUUACGUUCGUUGGGUUUUUUCUGACACAUGGAUCCAGCACCACCACCUUCAAGCACUAUAUAGUUUACAUGGGUGAUCAUUCACACCCGGACUCGGACUCUGUGAUCAGGGCCAACCAUGACUUGCUCGCUUCAGUUAUCGGCUGCAGUAUUGAUGAGGCACAACGGGCAGCAGUUCACCAUUACACUAAGAGCUUCAAAGGUUUCUCUGCCAUGCUUACCGCAGAACAAGCACAGCAACUUUCUGAGGAUGAAUCAGUUAUUUCUGUCUUCGAAAGUAGCACAGCUCGAGCCCAAACCACACAUUCAUGGGAAUUUUUAGGAAUUGAUUCUAUUUAUCAGUAUAACCGAUUGCCUAUUGACACCAAAUCUGAUAUAAUAAUAGGUGUCGUCGACACUGGAAUUUGGCCUGAAUCGAAGAGCUUCAGUGACAAAGGAUUAGGACCUGUACCCAAGAGAUUCAAGGGAGAGUGUGUUACUGGUGAAAAUUUUACAGAGUCCAAUUGCAACAGGAAAAUAAUAGGUGCCCGGUACUAUUCGAAAGGAUUUGAAGCACAAAACGGACCUCUUGAAUCUUUCGACCAACCUUUCUAUCGGUCAGCUCGUGAUGCCGAUGGGCAUGGCACCCACACUGCCUCUACAGCUUCUGGAUCGGUGGUGCGAAAUGUUAGCUUGUAUGGGAAGAUAGCCUCAGGCGUUGCCAGGGGAGGUGCCCCCAGCGCUAGGCUGGCCAUAUACAAAGCACUCUGGUUCAAUAGUGCUGACGCAGCAGACGUUCUUUUGGCAAUAGAUGAUGCCAUUAAUGAUGGCGUCGACAUCAUCUCUCUCUCACUUAGCUUUCCAGCUUCCACCUACUUCGAAGAUCCGGUCUCUAUCGGAGGUUUCCAUGCAUUCAGGAAAGGGAUUCUUGUUUCAGCGUCAGCUGGAAACAACUAUUUACCUGGAACUGUUGCCAAUGUGGCCCCAUGGAUCCUCACUGUUGCAGCGAGCUCCAUUGAUAGAGAUUUCAGCUCUAACGUGUAUCUUGGAAAUUCAAAGAUGUUAAAGGGUUACUCGUUAAACCCAUUGAAGAUGGAUGGGUUUUAUGGUGUGAUAAAUGCGAGCUUUUGUGAGAAGGAGAGUCUUAACCACACGUUGAUUAAAGGAAAGAUCGUGGUGUGCUACGAUAUGGAUUCCACGACAGUGGAAAGCAUAAAACGGGGUGGCGGUGUCGGGAUGAUACUCGUCAAAUCAUUUCCCAAGGAAAUACUCAGACAGUUCGAAAUCCCAGGCACUCAAAUUAGUCUUGAACAAUCACAACUGUUUCAAUCAUAUCUGUCUACGGAUAAGAAACCAAUUGCGAAAAUCUCUCGUACAGUAACAGUUCUGAAAACAAGGCCAGCACCAGUGGUAGCUUCGUUUUCUUCGAAGGGACCAAAUAAAAUAGCGCCUAGCAUAAUUAAACCAGAUAUUACAGCACCAGGAGUAAAUAUAUUGGCAGCUUGGUCUCCUGUGGCAACUGCUGAAACAGCUGGGCGACCUGUUGACUACAAUAUAAUCUCAGGGACCUCCAUGGCCUGCCCACAUGUCUCAGCUAUUGCUGCUAUCAUCAAAUCUGUCCACCCUUCUUGGAGUCCAGCUGCCAUACAAUCUGCAAUCAUGACAACAGCUACGGUACUUGACAAUACUCAAAAACCCAUGUUAAGCAGCCUAAAGGAAUCUGUGUCAACGCCUUUUGACUUUGGAUCUGGACACGUUAAUCCAAUUGCAGCACUUGAUCCCGGGCUAGUUUAUGAUUUUGAUUCCAACGAUGCUUACGAUUUUAUCUGCAGUAACAAUGCCACACUUGGAGAGCGGUUGGGGUUGACAGGGAAGGCUGUUCCUUGUAAAACCCCACCAAUCCCAAUCUACAAUCUCAAUUAUCCUUCAAUUGGUGUAACAAACAUGACGGGAAGCCUCUCUGUAAAUCGAACAGUCACUUACUACGGUGAAGGCCCAACUGUUUAUGUUGCAUCUGUAAAGCAGCCAAUGGGCGUGAACGUUAUGAUCCGUCCUAAUAAGAUCAGAUUCAGCAAAGUUGGUGAGAAGAAGUCUUUCAUGGUAGAAUUCAAGCCCUACAAGGAUACUAAUGGCAGCUUUGUGUUUGGGGAGUUGAUAUGGAGCAACUUAAACGGACUCCAUAGGGUUAGGAGUCCCAUUGCACUUCAUGUGCUCUCAGUCUAGCUGCCUAUAUAUAGCCUAUGGCUAGCUGCUUGUACAUAAUACUUAAUUUAAGCUAUGUGUAGUGUACGUAUUCCAUCUCCAAAUUCAUAUUAUGUACCAGUAAAGCACAUGUGCUAUAUGUUUCGUUUAGUAAUAAGAGGUCUUUUGGAUCUCAUCUGGGGUGGUGCUUGUACCAUUUUGCCUCUCCAUUGAGAUGGCUAGAAGCUAGCUAUGGGGACACGCUCCUCAGUUUCUUCUGAAAUUCAAAAACAACUGCGUCGCUUUGCUCUACA
Nelumbo nucifera (sacred lotus) is the source of this 5351-nucleotide messenger RNA. Lineage: Eukaryota; Viridiplantae; Streptophyta; Magnoliopsida; Proteales; Nelumbonaceae. The record is from RefSeq and is a predicted model, not a curated record.